AUGAAUUAAACAUCAUCAAGAGAAUAUGGUAACAUUCAAAGUUCAAACUCUUCGAGAAUUUAAUCUAACUCUUUUAUAAAAGCACAUUCAAAAUUACAAUAAUAAAUGCCAUUAAAUGAAUUCAUUAUGGAAUAUCCUUGUUAACCAAAAGACUCUAUCACCUAUGAAAUUAACGGAAUCGAUCUCGACAUCAAAGAACAUUAAAUACUUGAUUCUUACUCGAAUAGGAGUAAAUAGUAAAAUUCUUAAUCCAUGAUUAUUCUGGCAGUAUGUUAUUUAAUUUGAUAUAGGAAAGGAGAAAAAUUACAUCUCCAUCAAUUAAGAAAAACAAGAAAAAAAUAAAAAUGGAAUAAAUUAUCAAAAAAUUUAUAGAGAAGAUAAAGAUUAGUAAUAAUUUAUUCACGAAAUAACCUUAUGUUAAUACACUAUUAUAAACUUAUUCCAUUCCAUUCGUUAAAGAAAAGGCAACCAAUUUGGGAGUAAUGGACAAAAUAAAGCAAUCUAUAAGGCUUCCUAUUCCAAGACAAUGCAAGUUUAGACAAUUUUGGAAAUUAAUAAUGCAAAUCACUUAUUUAACUACUAUUAUUUUUUCUCCACUAAUUUUAAUUUAUCCCAGCAAUAUUUAAAUAUAAGCCCUAUUAUUUACAUAAUUAACAUUAUUAGUCUUUAAUUCGAUUUUAAAUUUAAAUACAUGCUUUUACAAAAACGGAGUAGAGGUAACUCAUUUACCUACAAUUCAAAUGAAUUAUAUAAGAAGAUAUGGGUUACAGGAUAUAAUGUAAUACUUGUCAUUUAUCUUUAUUUUAUAAUUUUGUGAAUAGAAUUCUUAAAUUUCAAUAAUUGCUUUAAUUACAUUGAAUCUUCUCAUUGUUAGAAUAAUCAAAUUGAAUUCUCUGAUAUCAUAAUCAAAUAGUAUUAUUUUAGGUUGGCAAUUUAUAAAAGGAUUAGCAUAUUGUCAUAUUUUCUCUUUAAUUUCAAUUUCAUACAAAGAGGAUAUUGGUUUGGAAUCAAUUAACGUACAAUUAAAAUCCUACUUGAGCUAUCUACAUGAAUAUAUAAAUGAGUAUUUGACUCUACAAAGUUUUUUAGUAAACAGUACAAAUUUUGAAUUGUUAAUAUCACUUUUGGUCCAGAUCCUAUUCACAUUCAAUAGAGUAAAACUAAUUUUAGAUCUCUUAUUUUACUUUCAUUAAAAUGUCCAUAAGUAUUUAUUGAAGAAAAACUACCUUGAUUUGAAAGCUUAUUUGCUAAACCAUGAGGUUGAUUAAAAUCUCAUGAAAAAAGCACUAAGUAAUUACAAAUUUGAGAUGAAAAAGGAUUAUUAACAAUCAAAUUUCAUGAUGGAUGCCCAAUCUAUUAAGUAUAUAGAUUAUGAAAUUUAGAAGGCCAUCUAGAAUACUGUGAAUGCUAAAUACUUUAAGAAAAUCUUGGUAUUAGGUUAAUUCUCAUAAAAUAUCUAAGAAAAACUGGUUGAAAACAUGUCAAUACAGUAUUUUUAACCGAAUGAAAUUAUAUUGAGAUAAAAUUGCAAAGAUGAUGAUUCCAUCUAUCUAAUUAAAAAAGGAUAAGUAAAGGUGUGUUAUUAGAGUGGGAAUAAGAAAUAGUUUGGGAUUAAAUCAUUAGGAGAAAUGUAGACGUUUGGGGAGGUCUCCUUUUUUACUGGAUUGCCUAGAACAAGUACGAUAGUUAGUCUAGGACCUGUUGAAACAUAUAAAAUUAGUAGAAGCGAUUUCUUAGAGUCAAUUAAAAAUAAUCGUCAAGAUUUGGUAUAUUUAAGUAUUAAAAUAGGAAAUAGCAACUUAUAUGAAAGAUUAAAUUCUACAGAAUAAUUAGUAUGGUUUAAUUGGAUUAAAAUGCUUUUGUUGUAAAUCGAAAGAGCAUUUGAUAUUUUAAUGUGACAAACUUCAUUAUAAGCCUGAUAAAGAAAAGAUUAUUAGUAAAUACUAAUAUGCUCAUCUUUAAUCAAGGAGAUAAUGUAACAAUUUAAUCACACUAUGAAUAGAUAGAAGGAAUCACAAAAGAACAAAGAAUACUAGAGAACAUUUAUUCCAAAUAGGAAUGGCUGGUGAAGAGUUUUAAGAAAAUAACUUUCUUUUAGAGGAUUAGUCAGACAUACUAAAAGAGUUAACAUAAAAUUAUAAUUUUUAAUCUUCUACCAAUAUUUAACAAAAUCAAUCUUAAGCUGUGGGAUUAUUUCCAAGCAGGGAGAGAAUAAAGUCAGUCGAUAAAAAUAGCAUAUUAUUAAUAAGUGAAUUAGAUGAUGUGAGAGAGCAGUUUUAAGAAUUGGAUCCAAUGGUUUUUAAAAAGGAUAAAGGUCUGUUCCCCUCAAAUAAUAAUUUUCCAAUAAAAGAAGUUAUCCAAGAACUUGAGGGGGAAGACUCAAGUUCGAAUUCAAAUGAUACUAUACCUAAUGAUAUUUGUAUCGCUCAUUUGCAACCUAAUUCAGAUAAACAAAAGUAAAAUAAUAAUUUAUUAACAAUUCCUGACAAAGACAAGCUUCAAGAAAUGUUAAUUAUCAGUCCUAAUAGCUAAGUUCAGCAAGUGAAUAAUAGUUGCCAUAUUCAAACUUCUCAGGAAAUGAAAAACUCUUCCAAAUAAAGCAGAAAAUCUUUAAGCUAAACUUUGUUACAUGUUUAAUAGAAUGAUGUCAUUAAAAGGCAUGAUAAUUUGAAAUCUCCUGGCAGGUAGGCUUAUUACGAGGAACUCGAUUUAAAUCCUUUAGACCGAUCAUCUCCAGGGAUGAAAAAGAUAAAUAAAAAUCCAUAAUAAAACAAAGCAAAAAUAGAAGAGAGUCCAUAAAUUUUUAUAGACCUAAAUAAUAAUUCUGUAAAUUAGAAAUUAUAAUUUAGAGUCAUUUUUUCUGUUUAGAAGAUAAAGAAGAAUUAGACAAAGCAUAAAAUUACAUCUAUUAUUAUCCGUACUACAACCCUGAAUUUAUAAUUAAUUCGUAAGUAAUUUGGACUAAUAUUAGAUACAAUCAUUUUAAGAUUCAUAGAAUCCAAAAAUAUCUUAGAAAAAGUCCUUAUACUAUCAGUUUUGUUAUUAGUGAUAAAAUUAAAUAAAAAGUCAUUAUAAAUUGAUAUAUAUUACAAUUUAUUCUACAUCACAAUUUGAUAAUUUAUAAUUUUGACUAUAAUUGCAANUUCUUAGAGUCAAUUAAAAAUAAUCGUCAAGAUUUGGUAUAUUUAAGUAUUAAAAUAGGAAAUAGCAACUUAUAUGAAAGAUUAAAUUCUACAGAAUAAUUAGUAUGGUUUAAUUGGAUUAAAAUGCUUUUGUUGUAAAUCGAAAGAGCAUUUGAUAUUUUAAUGUGACAAACUUCAUUAUAAGCCUGAUAAAGAAAAGAUUAUUAGUAAAUACUAAUAUGCUCAUCUUUAAUCAAGGAGAUAAUGUAACAAUUUAAUCACACUAUGAAUAGAUAGAAGGAAUCACAAAAGAACAAAGAAUACUAGAGAACAUUUAUUCCAAAUAGGAAUGGCUGGUGAAGAGUUUUAAGAAAAUAACUUUCUUUUAGAGGAUUAGUCAGACAUACUAAAAGAGUUAACAUAAAAUUAUAAUUUUUAAUCUUCUACCAAUAUUUAACAAAAUCAAUCUUAAGCUGUGGGAUUAUUUCCAAGCAGGGAGAGAAUAAAGUCAGUCGAUAAAAAUAGCAUAUUAUUAAUAAGUGAAUUAGAUGAUGUGAGAGAGCAGUUUUAAGAAUUGGAUCCAAUGGUUUUUAAAAAGGAUAAAGGUCUGUUCCCCUCAAAUAAUAAUUUUCCAAUAAAAGAAGUUAUCCAAGAACUUGAGGGGGAAGACUCAAGUUCGAAUUCAAAUGAUACUAUACCUAAUGAUAUUUGUAUCGCUCAUUUGCAACCUAAUUCAGAUAAACAAAAGUAAAAUAAUAAUUUAUUAACAAUUCCUGACAAAGACAAGCUUCAAGAAAUGUUAAUUAUCAGUCCUAAUAGCUAAGUUCAGCAAGUGAAUAAUAGUUGCCAUAUUCAAACUUCUCAGGAAAUGAAAAACUCUUCCAAAUAAAGCAGAAAAUCUUUAAGCUAAACUUUGUUACAUGUUUAAUAGAAUGAUGUCAUUAAAAGGCAUGAUAAUUUGAAAUCUCCUGGCAGGUAGGCUUAUUACGAGGAACUCGAUUUAAAUCCUUUAGACCGAUCAUCUCCAGGGAUGAAAAAGAUAAAUAAAAAUCCAUAAUAAAACAAAGCAAAAAUAGAAGAGAGUCCAUAAAUUUUUAUAGACCUAAAUAAUAAUUCUGUAAAUUAGAAAUUAUAAUUUAGAGUCAUUUUUUCUGUUUAGAAGAUAAAGAAGAAUUAGACAAAGCAUAAAAUUACAUCUAUUAUUAUCCGUACUACAACCCUGAAUUUAUAAUUAAUUCGUAAGUAAUUUGGACUAAUAUUAGAUACAAUCAUUUUAAGAUUCAUAGAAUCCAAAAAUAUCUUAGAAAAAGUCCUUAUACUAUCAGUUUUGUUAUUAGUGAUAAAAUUAAAUAAAAAGUCAUUAUAAAUUGA
Paramecium octaurelia is the source of this 4493-nucleotide messenger RNA. NCBI's taxonomy places the organism in Eukaryota, Ciliophora, Oligohymenophorea, Peniculida, Parameciidae. The record is from the annotation of a GenBank genome assembly.